Hypoxylon trugodes is the source of this 1778-nucleotide messenger RNA. RefSeq lists its product as uncharacterized. Lineage: Eukaryota; Fungi; Ascomycota; Sordariomycetes; Xylariales; Hypoxylaceae. The coding region runs from base 210 to 1643 and encodes 477 amino acids. The transcript has 2 exons. The record is from RefSeq and is a predicted model, not a curated record.
GGGUUUAUAUUACAGAAAGGUUAGCUGGAUACGCGGGUGUGACCUCCAGCCUGCCCAACGUAAACCUCUAGUUCUGUUGUUUUUCGAACGAAAACAACCUUCUCUUUCGAUCUAGAAUUGAUCGCUUAUUCCUUUGCGACACCACCUUCUACCGUAGCCUCAUCUAUCUCCUCAUAAUACAUCGCCGAUUUCAAUUAGAAAAAAGACCAAUGGAUCAUCCAUCGAGGGUAUUGGCGCAGGCGCGAGAGCAAUUAGAAGCUCUCAAACAAUCCGGUCUAACUCGCGAUGCUCUACUUGCAUUGCUAGAUGAAGAAACGCCAGAGCAACGGCAAAAUGCCAUGGUAGCCGAAGCUAUCCCAAAUUUCAGCCACCGAGACAUCAAUUCAUUUCCCCAGCCCCCUCGACAACGAUCAUCGAUCUCGUCGUCCCGGUCGAGUUGUUCAAGUCGCGAUAGCGUUUUUUCCUCCGCGUCCGCGAGAAGCUCAAUAUCAUCAACGACAGCCCCGACGUCGGAUGCGAAAUUUUGGUGCACAUCCUGCGAUAAGACGUUCAAGCGAAAAUUCGAUUGGAAACGACACGAAGAGGAAUUCCACGAGCGGUCGCGCAAAUAUCCCUGUCCGAACUGUAACCAGAGCUUUUGGGGACCCAAUACGUUCAAUCAACACCAUAAAUCGGCACAUGGCUGCAAGACAUGCCCACAUGCCGAUACUGUCGUCAAGCAUUUGCCAAAGAGGAGAGCAUGGGGAUGUGGUUUCUGCGCUGCGAUGCAUGGCAAAUUUGAGAAACACAUUGACCACGUUGCCGGGCAUUUUGAGGCCGGAAGCACAAAGAUAGAUUGGCUGCAUUCGAACGUCAUCUAUGGUCUGCUGCACCAGCACCUGAUCCACGAGGCAUGGAAGGCACUAAUUGCGAAGAAGCAAAGCAAGUUCAAUGGGCACCAGCCUAUGUUCAGCUGGAGCCCGGAGUCGACGGGGCGAGCUCAGGGUUUUGUUGAGGGCGAGAAUCCCGGACAAUUACAGGACCUCCUGGAGUUUUUCGACGGUACCAAGGAAUCGGCUGAAAAUAUCGUAGAAAUGGCCUAUACUUGUGUCCACGUCGUGUUUCGACCGAGAUCCACGUCCAUCACCCAAGGAGCUCAAUCACCACCUUCGACAUCUCCCACCAACGCGCACAAGCACAUUUCUGUUCUCCCGAGGACCGCGCCAUCCGCGCCGCGACGCUCAGCAUCUACAUCCGCGAUAUCCAGCAUGAACCGACAAAGUAGGCGAACACCAUCCGCUGAUUCCCGCCACACCACCGUUCCCUCCCAGAUUCCGAAUCUAAACUUAGCUAUCCCGCAACAGCCAAACCAACAACCUCCGCCCAUGAUGAAUGCCUACCAAAGCUUCCCUAUGCAGCAGGCGCCUCAGCAGAGGUACGUGCCGCCUGUCACCACCGACAAGGCCCUACCGCCUGCGCCGUUAGCCCCAUCACCUACUUCGCCGAUGAACCUGGAUUUCCCGCUCUUCAACACAGACGAGGGCAUGCUGCCGCCACUUAACUUCCCUUCAGAGGAUUGGAGCUUCACAAGCACACUCGUCGAAGAAGAGGCGCAAUCGCAUACUUUAUCUGGCAAUUUCCCCAUGACAUGGGAUGAUUUGUAGCAGUUCGAGAGGAAUUCAUGACAACGACGACGAUGAUGAUGAAAAUGUGGGACUCGAUGCCUGUUGAAAAAAAAGCUCAGGAGCUAGUACUUAUUGUAAUAUAGUAGUUAUGCCCCGGGCCUCUAGUGCUCGGCU